AUGGGUUCCGGCACGUUUGCUCUGCGCGCGGCUGGCCAAAAUGACUCGGUAGACAAGACGAUCUGCGUGGUAAGGGGCCUCAGCCUACAGCAGUUCCGAGAGCUCACCGAGGAACAGAAGGAGGCCUAUAGAGUGGAAUGCCGUGGACCCGGACCAGCUGAAGCGCAUCAACCAGGACGAUGUGCUCAAGAACCUUUCGCGCUUCAUGGAAGCGAGAGGAAGGACUUCCUCAGGAAAGCUGGCCACCCAGAGGAGGAACCGAGUCAGACCAGUGGUCAGGCCGAGGUCCGUGGUGAACAGGCCAGCGGGUCGCGAAACCUGCCCGCAAGGCCGAGCAGGGCGUCGUCUACGACCCUUAUGCGCCGCACGGUUGAGAUGCUCGAGGUCACGAACCUGGGAACGGAGAAGCGAGAGAAGGCGCAGCAGCUGGAGGAGGAAGAAGAGCCCGAGAAUGCAAAGCAGCUGGAGGCCAGGAUUCGUGAGAUCGACGAGGAAACGCGGGUGCUGAAGGAGAGAACCAAGGCAGCGGCGGACCGUGAGUCCGCCCAACGUCCUCGGCUCACAGCGGAGACAGUGCUGGACCAGAGCACGACGCCCGGCCUGGACCGAGGAAAAGAAGAGGAGAAAGGCCGCCUUGUAGAGGCAAGCAGGCGCCGCCGACGGGGCAAAGGAGCAAACGAGCAAGCGUGGCGCCGCGCGUUCGACUCCAGGCCGGUAAAGGAGGAGGAAUACCACGAUGAGGCGGCCCCUGGACUGGAGACCGAGGCAGUGGAAGAAACGGGCGAAGGGACGCUGCGUGUGCUGAGCGGGCAAGCCCGCCAGGACGAGCAGAGGAUCAUGGAGCGAAAAAGGGUCGACCUUGGAAAGAAACGCGUGCGAGGAAUGACCGAAGAAAAGAAGGAAGCAAGAAAGAAGCGCGUGAAGGCGGCAAGCCGGAGGAAAGAGGCCUGCCGGAACCUCCUCUGGUUCGGUGAGUGCAACCGAACGAAGUGCCCAUUCGGACACGACCUGGAGCUGGUGAAGAAGGCGAAGUUCUCGGUGUGCUCCGACUUCAGCCGGGCCUUCUAA
Molecule: messenger RNA, 1068 nt
Organism: Symbiodinium natans
Lineage: Eukaryota; Dinophyceae; Suessiales; Symbiodiniaceae
Source: the annotation of a GenBank genome assembly